AUGGCGAACGCCCACCGGACAAACGUGCUGGUCACUUCGUGUUUGAAAACGCCGGUAGACCCGCACACCAAAGCGCCGUUAGCUUCAUACGAGCGGGAGAGAGUCCUGCCGUACACGGCUACACCUCAUAUGGACAACCGGGACUACGAGAAGGAGCUGGAGUAUGAGGACUCAGGCUCUGAUUUCUGUGAUGAGGACUGUCUGGGGAAGGGCGGCCCUCUCCUGCUGAAUGACUACAGGGCAGCAGGAGACCACCUCAACCUGAGCAACAUCUUCUUCUCCAACGAGGAGUACUACGGCAAGCUGGAGGAGCUGAAGAAGGCCCACCUCCGCACCAUGGCCGAGCUGGAGAGCAUGUACCGGCGAAAGCUGGAGCUCAAGUUCAUGGAGCCUUUGGACAUGGCAACGCUGGAGACGGGGCACAGGCUGCUAUGGUCAAACACCAGCCCAGCAGCUGCACGCCGUUUGAGGAAGUCCCACUCUGCUGUUGAACUGCGGAGGAGUUCAGGACAGUCAGACUUAUCGUAUGAGGAUGAAGCCGCCAAUGACGAUGUGGAGAAAGGCCUGCUCUUCUCUCCCAAAGAGCACAUCAAGAACAUGUGGAGGGACUUCAAGGUGUCCCCUCACAAUCGUCACCUGUCGUCCUGCUCGCUGCACAGCCUGCCAGGAGACCAGAAGAGACCGGGAAAGGGAAAAGGAAAGAAGAGGCAGGGGCUUAAAGCCGGGGAGCAGAGCUGGAAACACAGAGUGACCGUCCCGAAACCUUUCCACAUGACAGUGCGUGAGGCCGAGAGACGAAAGCGUGGCGUCAAGACGCGUUCGGAGAUGGAAGUGGAGAACGCAGAGCUACGACGGCAGCUGGAAGAACUGACAGAGUGCCAGAGGAAGUUCCGCGCCAGCCCCGUCCCUGCACACGUUCACCUCCCGCUGUAUGAAGAGCUGCAGGAGCAGUAUCACGAGCGGCGCCAAAACAUGCGAGACCGAGAGGAGCAGCAUCUCCGGACUGUCCAGAAACCUUUCAGCUUCCUGGAGAGGGAGCGACUAAAGAAGGAGCAGAAGCAGCUGCGUCACCCGCAACCGUCCGACCAGGAGAAAGUGAAACCCUUCAAAGCCAAGCCUGUGCCCAAGGCGGUGUACGCAGCAGCAUCAGGGGAGCAGAUGAAGGAGGAGCGGCUGUAUCGCUCCAUCAAGAUACAGAUGAGAGCUCAGGAGCUGCUCCACAGCGCUUCAAUGCCUCCCAGCAUGCUUGCACGACGACUCAGCGAUCGCAAGAAGACCAAAGACGAUGCGGCAGGAGGAGGGGACAACAGCUUCACCCACAGACCCCAGAUCAACAAAGAGAUUCCUGACUUCAACGCCAGUUACCAACGCUUCCAGAAACAACUGGAGAAGCGGAAGGAGGUGAAGCCCACGACCGCAUGUGAACCCUUUGAUCUGAGGACGUCGCAGAUCUCCUCGCACCGCGAACGCAUCCUGGCCGACAUCGAGAAGGAGCAGAGCCCUCGGAUGCUGCGCUGGCCGUACAUCAACUCCGGGGCGGCUCGCACGCCAAACUCAAGCCUCUGUUCGUCUCUCUCCGGCAGCCUGGAGGUGCUUCCUGCCAAAGUCACAGACGCUACCAAAAGGCGCCAUGAGGCCGUGAGAAAGGCGCUGGAGCAGAGGAAGAAGGCUGAGGAGGAAGAGGAGCGGAGGAGGGAGAGGCAGAAGCAGAGGGAGAAGAAGCUGCAGAGGGUCGUGCUGAAGCGGGCGCAGGCCAACGACCCCCACCUGGCCCUCUCACAGACCCACCAGACGAAACUUAAAGAAUUCAGGAAACAAGAGCAGCAGCGCAGGAAAGAGUACCAGCAGGAGAUGAAAGAGAUGCAGCAGAGAGUGAAGGGGAGGCCGCUGCUGCUGGAGCAGGUUGCACAGAGGAAUGCCAAACAGGCGGCAGAGAAGCGCUACACAGACGCCCUGCAGGGAUACAAUCUGACCGAAGAGUUCAUCAGCGGCAAGGCGGCCAAAUCAGGAUCUGCCUCCCAGCACAGUGACGGCAAACAGAGUGACCAGGAGGACCUAGACAUGGGAUAUCUACCUGUUCACUACAGGAAGGUCUUCCUCGAUGACGACGACGACGAUGACGAAGACGUGGAUGAUCCAGACGAGAGGGAACGAGGGAGAGAAGACGAGGAGAGCGACGAGGCCUCGUUCAACCAGCGCUAUGGCGAGGACCCCGGCGGUCAGCGCUCAGAUGAGGAUGACCGUGGUGAUGAUCGUGAUCACCACUAUUCUGACGAAAGUUACCACUACUCAGACGAUCAUGAGGAAUACUCAGAGGACAGCGAGCAUGACGCUGACACUAAACAGGAGGAGGCAGGAGAAUGAUGUCAUCACACCUCAUGGUUAUAAAUGGUCAAAAAAACUCUGAUGGAGAAAA
This is a messenger RNA of Seriola dumerili (greater amberjack), 2416 nucleotides long. It is a transcript of the gene fam161a, whose product is annotated as family with sequence similarity 161 member A. The record is from RefSeq and is a predicted model, not a curated record. Gene Ontology annotation, biological process: cilium organization. The transcript is spliced from 7 exons. NCBI's taxonomy places the organism in Eukaryota, Metazoa, Chordata, Actinopteri, Carangiformes, Carangidae. Gene Ontology annotation, cellular component: cilium. The coding region runs from base 1 to 2364 and encodes 787 amino acids.